Messenger RNA from Scleropages formosus (Asian bonytongue), 3659 nucleotides. It is a transcript of the gene vezt, whose product is annotated as vezatin, adherens junctions transmembrane protein. Gene Ontology annotation, cellular component: plasma membrane. Lineage: Eukaryota; Metazoa; Chordata; Actinopteri; Osteoglossiformes; Osteoglossidae. The transcript is spliced from 12 exons. The coding region runs from base 21 to 2471 and encodes 816 amino acids. Gene Ontology annotation, biological process: cell-cell adhesion. The record is from RefSeq and is a predicted model, not a curated record. Gene Ontology annotation, molecular function: myosin binding.
GAUCCCUAUGGCGGAGAGCAAUGACUGAGGAGUUUGAUGAAGAGGUGGUAUUCGAGAAUUCUCCAUUGUUCCAGUACUUGCAGGAUCUAGGCCACACGGAUUUUGAGGCAUGUCCGCCCCUGUCGCAGGAGGAAGAGCCGUGUGUCACGGGAGAGGAGGGGCACCUCUCUUUGCAGGAUGUUCCCGCCUUAACCAGAGAGGGCCUUUUCUGGAGACUGGCUGAGGCCAUAAGAAGGUUGAACCCCUUCCACUCCAGAGUCAUGUCCAGCAGCCUGGAGCAGCAGCUGGACGUGGCUUUUCGGCAGUACUCCCUGCACACCGUCCUGGAACAGGACGUGCUUCUCCAGGAGGAUGUGGAGCUGAUAGAGCUGUUAGACCCCAGCAUCCUCUCAACGGGGUCAUCUUCCUCACCCGCCUGUGGCCCCACGGCCACCCCGCCCACGCCCCGUUUCCUCACCGUUCUUUCCCUCUGGGACGUCUCCGUGCUGGUGGGCUUCAUCGCGGUGCUGGUGGGUCUGCGUGGCCUGGAGGACGGCCCGAGCGCCACGACCCUGGUGCCCCUGGUGCUGCUCCUGGUGGGCGUGGUGCUGCUGCGGGGCUGGAGCCUGUGGCGGACGGCACGGCUGCAACGAGCCAUGUGGGACCAUCGGGCAGAGCUAGAGCAGCUCGUGUUCAGCAGCCGGGCCUUGACGAGCUUGGCGCGCAAGUCGCUGCGGCUCAUCCAGGAGACUGAGGUCAUCUCCCGUGGUUUUACGCUUCUGCUCGACAGGGUGAGUGCGGCCUGUCCCUUUAACAAGGCUGGGCAGCCCCGCGGGCAGCAGCUGCUGGGUCUGAGGAAAGCAUCCUUCAAGGCCCUACGCGGGGCCUUCCGAGCAGCUCGCCUGGCCACCUGCCACAUGCUCAAAUCAUACCCACUUAACUCAGAGAUAGACAACGUGACCAACUAUGUAUCAACUGUACCGCUGAAGGAGCUGGGCCUGGGCUUGGGGGAGGAGCCUCUGUCUGAGGAGCGGGCGCAGGAGCUGACUGAUGACUACAGCCUCCCUGCACUCAAGGUGCUGUUCCAGCUAUGGGUCGGUCAAAGCUCAGAGUUCUUCCGCCGGCUACUGCUCCUCCUGUCACCGGGCCAGGAGGAACAGCGAGGGUUGGCAGACCAAGAGAUCCAGGGCAAGCGGACCGAAGGACGGGAGAAAUUGUGCCUCAUGCACCGGGUAGUUGCUGAGGUGACACAGCCCCUUCAUCGCACCCUUCCCUACUGCCUGAAUGACCUGCAGCGCAGCUACGACUUCCACCGCUACUUCGAGACUCAGCUACAGUCACAUGGUUCUGAUCGGAUUGGGCGUGCCCGGCAGAAGUGCCGUGAACUCAACACCCUCCACGCGUCCGUGCGGAGCUUGCAGCUUCACCUCAAGGCACUACUAAAUGAACUGAUCAUCCUGGAAGAUGAGCUGGAGAAGCUGAUGGUUUCCCGGGAGACGGUGGAGAUGACGUGUGCAGGGUACCAGGAGCUGCAGGGUAGGCUCCGCCUUCUGCAGCCACACAUGCAGGCCAGCUCUAGCUGCUGGGAGGAGACAGUGGCCCAGGUGGAGAGGAUGCUGCAGCGUGCCACCAAUUGCCCAGGAACCCCUGAUACUCCAGAAGAGAGGACCCCAGCUCUGCCCACUCCAGCGCCUCGUCCAGUCACCCUCAUCCAGGACCAAGACCCCAUCCCAGAGGAGCAGGAGCUAGAGGCGUACGCAUCAGACUCUGACUCAGAUGGAGAAUGGCAGAGCUCUUUCCUUGACCUCAUGACCCCGGAGGAGCGUGAGCAGCAGCGGCGGGAGAGGGAGGAGUCGCGGCGUGUACUACAGGAGCUGAAGUCCGUGCUCGGGCUCCGCGCCUCCGAGGCGGAGAGACAGCGCUGGAAGCAGCUGCUCUUCAGCGAUCAAGCUGCCCUGAAACCCUUGUUGCCUGAGGAACCACCAGAGGCCCACAGAGUCCAAGAGACUCCUGAAACCCCUCCAGAAUCUAAAUGCACAGAGAGCAACCACUUGGAGAACUGCCCACAGGCGGCAAAGGGGGAUGGGGGUGACCCCAGGCCCUCUCCCACAGAGACUGAGGUGGAGGAGGAGUUUAGCUGUGGACAGUCAGAGGGAGCUGGGGGUGUCACCUGUACCAAUGUCCUCAACACCACUGAAGGGACUGUACACUACCAGUACGAUGGAACGGAGGAGGAGGGUGGAGGAACGGGGGAAAGUGGGACAUGGUGCCCCCUGGUGGGGAGGCCCCCCACCCUCUCUGUGAUGGACAGGCUGACGGAAAUCCACGGCUCAGCUGCCCUCAGCUUCAGCUCCACCCUCGCGGCCCAGGUAGCAGCUCGAUCCCAUUCGUUCACCAACAUGGAAGAGCAAACUUUUGGAGAUGAGGAGGUGGAGGAGGAAGAGCAAGUUACCUCACGUUGUUUGGUACACAAGCGGGGGCAGGAAGACUAGAGAUGUACAGCAAGCGCUUUAUCAAAAACAGUGUAGAACAACAAUAUUUAUUUGAGUAUUUUUCUGUUAUUUAUUUGAAAUUCUGCUUAACAAAUACCCUGAUAGUUUACUUUUUUGUGUACUGUGUUUUGAAAUGUAUAUGUAGGAUGUGUAACAACAUUUGUUAUUCCUCAUUGAUGAGUUUGUUGUGCUUUUUUAAAGAUCCUUCAGUUGUUAUUGUGACUUUGUCACCUUACCAAACCUACAAUUCAUUGCUCUGUGUUCUUACAAGUUCCCUUGGGCAGCUUGCGCCACAGAGAAAGCCGUGGUGCUUUCUGCUCCCGCUCAGGGAAACCUUUUCAGAACCGGUACCAGACCCAGAGCCGAAACUGGACCACAAGCACGAAGCAAAGGUCUUCGGCUGUCACGUGCACACGUGCAACUAAUCCGUCCUUAAAGGUUCGAGGCCCUGGCAUGUGCAUCAGGAAGCUAAGAUACUCAGCUUCUUGAUCCAAGUAAAUCUUCAAACAGUUCAACUGUUGAGGUUAAGAGUUUGUAUUAGAAUUUCUUAUAUUAAAUGUAUUAAUUGAGAGAACUACAUACGUAGUUAACUUAUGUACCUGACAUUGAUUGCUCCUUAUGUUCUGUUGAUUAUUAAGUAAACAGAAUUUAAUGUAUGUUAGCUCAAGAGAGGGUGGGAGUUCCACAUGGAAAGGAGACCGUUCAUUUUUAAGUGUUUACACCCAGUGCCAGAUUCUCAGGUACACUUUCUGUGCAAACUGCACUAUGAAUGUAAAGUUACCAAGUCAGUGACCCAGAUCGGGUGAAUGUGUUUAUUACCUGCCUGCGGUGGGUGCCCUAAAAGGAACUAAUGCGGGGUAAUUUCAUGAGCUGAUCUCCUGAAUGUUCAAUCAAAUCACAAAAGAAAAUAUUUCUUUUACUUCCUGACAAAUUUGCUUGAACUGACCACGCUAAAUUGUAGAAGCCUUGUCGACAUUUCUGUACGGUUGCGCUCGCACUUUCACGCAGCCACAGCGAACCUGAGAGAAUGUUCAGCCCAAUGAACCUCUGACACACUGCUGAGUGUGUUAUGUUCUCGAAGCUGCAUGCUUGUGAUGAUUUCAGUGCCAGGCUGCACCCUAGGUGGUGGACACUGCUGGGGUGCAUUUCUAGGAAAUGUGGGGGUGUGAAGGGUAUUUUUUUCUUUUU